AUGAAGAGAAUUGUUUGUUUUCUCACUAUUCUAAUCUUAGUUUCAUCAAUAUCAUGUGAAUCGAAGAAAAAGAAAGUGGUGAUAGUACCUGGCUCAAAAGAAAUGUAUCCUGAUUUGAAGUUGGUAGAAGGCCCAACAACAGUUGAAGAUGAUUUUUGUUACGAUUGUGUACGUGUUCGUUGUAUGCGAAGGGGUAGACAUUUUCUUAGUUGUAAAGGGCCUAAAGGCUUUCUUUGUCGUUGUUAUUUUCCACCCAUACGUGGCCGGUGCUAGGUCCGUAGUUGCAAAAACUUUGUCAUUGUUAUACCUAGUUUUAUGAUGGUUAUUAAUCAUUUAUAUUAUUAAUUAAAUAUAUAGUUUUAAUAUUUUAU
This is a messenger RNA of Arabidopsis lyrata subsp. lyrata, 371 nucleotides long. Its product is annotated as defensin-like protein 218. Lineage: Eukaryota; Viridiplantae; Streptophyta; Magnoliopsida; Brassicales; Brassicaceae. The record is from RefSeq and is a predicted model, not a curated record.